GUUACUGUCUUCCCACUUCCACUUUUUACGUCUUUUCUCAAUGGCACAUUCUAUUGCAAAUAAUUUGACUGAUUUAUCAGAAAUGGGUCUUCAGUUAGACCAAAAUGACAACAUCUUAUUGGAACCAUUCAAAUACCUAUGUGAACAUCCAGGCAAAGACAUUCGAAGUCGACUCAUUGAUGCCUUCGAUUACUAUAUGCAUGUUCCUCCUGACCAACUGAAAGUUAUAACAAAGGUCACUGAAAUGCUUCAUAAUGCCAGCUUAUUGGUGGACGAUGUUGAGGACGACUCAGACCUUCGGCGAGGUGUGCCUGUUGCACACAAAAUCUACGGCAUAGCACAAACUGUCAACUGCGCCAAUUAUGUGUAUUUCCUGGCGUUGAAUGAAAUUAUCAAGUUAGGCAAUAGCAAGAUGGUAGAUAUAUAUACAGAGGAAUUAAUUAAUUUACAUCGAGGACAAGGCAUGGAGCUGUUUUGGCGAGACUCGCUCACGUGUCCAACCCAAGAUGAGUAUAUCGAAAUGGUCAACAAUAAAACUGGUGGUCUCUUAAGGCUUGGCGUCAAGCUCAUGCAGGAAGCAAGUAAAUCAGACAAAGAUUAUACGCCUCUUGUGAAUAAGAUAGGGAUUCACUUUCAAGUUCGGGAUGAUUACAUGAACCUACAGUCAAAACAGUACACGGACAAUAAGGGAUUUUGCGAGGACUUUACUGAAGGAAAAUUUUCAUUUCCUGUUAUACACUCAAUUCGGGCCGAUCCCUCCAACCGACAAUUGUUGAAUAUAUUAAAGCAGAGGUCGACAUCAGUGGAAUUGAAGCGCUUCGGUCUGCAGGUGCUGGAGAAGACAAACACUUUUAACUACUGUUUGACAUUUCUCAAGGACAUGGAGCAACAGGCAAGGGAUGAAAUUAGUCAUUUAGGAGCCAACCCAAAGCUUGAGAAGAUUUUGGAUAUGCUCAGCGUGGCAGUUGCGUAAUGCCAUUAUAUCCUUUUGCAAUAGUAUUUUCCCAAUGACAAUAAGUCGUACGUCUCCGAGUCACCUUUACAAGCGUAAUCCGAUAGUGCAGCGAUUAUUUCUUU
Messenger RNA from Umbelopsis ramanniana AG, 1077 nucleotides. RefSeq lists its product as uncharacterized. Gene Ontology annotation, biological process: isoprenoid biosynthetic process. The transcript is spliced from 7 exons. The record is from RefSeq and is a predicted model, not a curated record. Gene Ontology annotation, molecular function: prenyltransferase activity. Lineage: Eukaryota; Fungi; Mucoromycota; Umbelopsidomycetes; Umbelopsidales; Umbelopsidaceae. The coding region runs from base 41 to 973 and encodes 310 amino acids.